Messenger RNA from Haliotis rufescens (red abalone), 13396 nucleotides. RefSeq lists its product as uncharacterized. The record is from RefSeq and is a predicted model, not a curated record. Gene Ontology annotation, molecular function: lipid carrier activity. NCBI's taxonomy places the organism in Eukaryota, Metazoa, Mollusca, Gastropoda, Lepetellida, Haliotidae. Gene Ontology annotation, biological process: lipid transport. The coding region runs from base 103 to 13071 and encodes 4322 amino acids. The transcript has 28 exons.
CGAACGCUGUGACACACGUUCCAUUACACUUCACGGUGUCAAGCAAGCAGCCAACAUAUAGACACACGACUGCGGGAAGGGUCUCCCCAAGAACCCAACACAAUGUAUUCAACAACAGCCUUUACGCUGUUAGCUCUGCUAGCAAGUGCACUGGCAGGGCCAAUCACCUACCAGUCACGCGAUGAAACGACAUCCUGCGCCAGACGAUGCCGAGACAUGAACAAGUUCAACUACCUCCCAGGAACAACCUAUGAAUUCGAUUAUAAUGUUCAGACACAUACAUCUAUGGAAGGAGCUUCUGGUGAUCAAGCGACUCUUGGUAUCCGGGCAACUGCUGACAUUGAGGUGCUGUCUAAGUGCGACAUGGCUCUUAGGCUGCGAGAUGUGAAGGUAUAUCAGUCUGAUCCAUCAACCUCUACACCAAUGAAAUACGCUGAUGAGUCAGGCGAGUUCAGAAGGAAUCUAGAGCGAUUCCCCCUCCGCUUUUCCUUCCAAGAUGGCAUAGUAGAAGAACUGUGUCCAGCUGAGGGUGAAACCACAUGGGCUCUCAACAUCAAGAGAGGUCUUCUCACUGCUGUUCAGAACAGUAUGGAUAACCUGGAAAAGAACCAGAUAGUACAAGAGAGUGACGUCACAGGCGAGUGCAACACCAACUACACGGUGGCAUCACAUGGCUGGUACUCUACAACAAUUAAGAAGACCAAGGAUCUCCUAGGUUGCACUGAUCGUAAUGGUUAUCACAGUUCCGUCCAUGGCAUGCAGUACAGAGUUCCUUCAGAGAUCCAGUCUCUGCCCCUCAUGAAGAGUACACACGAAUGUGAACAAGAACUGGACAAGAAUGGACUCCUCAAGAGUGCGCUCAUCCGGGAGACCCACACAUUCAGACCUUUCUCCAGGGCCACCAGCGGUGCCACCACCAAAAUCCUUCAGAGACUCAACUACAAGACUCAGAGAUCUGGUGUUACCACAAGACAAGAUUACAUUCGGAAUCGGGUAGGAGUUGUGUUUGAACAUGCCUAUGGACCAGGAAACAAAGACCAACCAAUGAGAGAUGCUGAGAGUAAACUGCGAGAGAUCUGUCAGAAUACACGCGAGGAUAUCCGCCCCGACACUCCACGCUUGUUCUCUGAGCUUGUGUACAUCAUCAAAAAUCUGGAUGUUGAUAACCUUAGAAGUGUCUACCAGCAAGUAAAGUCUGGAGCUACCUGCACUGACAACAGCGAGAGAGUCAAGAAGUUUUUCCUGGACACUAUCCCGAUGGCCAGUACACGUGCAUCUGUUACGUUCUUGAAAGAAAUUCUGCUAAAAAGAGAAGUCACUGGUGCACAGGCAACCAUGUGGAUCACUUCCCUGUCUCUCAUCCACUACCCAACACUGGAGAUGUUGCAGGAAGUAAAGGCGCUUCUUGACACCCCACAGUACAGCAAGGCGGCCAUGCUUCCGAUCUCCACUAUGGUCAACAACUAUUGCAACCAUCAUGAAGCUUGUUCUGAGGAAUCCACUAUCACACGUAUCAUCUCUACCAUGGAGAAGACCAUUGGUUAUGGCUGCUACAUCAGAGAUUCUAAUCUGGAGACUAGUCUUGUUGCACUUCGUGCUCUCGGAAAUGCAGGCCAUGUGGACAGACUGACCACUACGCUUAGCAGCUGCUUCAACAAACAAGCCAACCCAAUGGAGGUCCGAGUAGCUGCAAUCCAGGCCUACAGAAGACUACCAUGUACUGCCGAUAGAAGUGAAGUAAUGACCAUCUACCAAGAUUCUGAUGAGGACUCUGAGUUGAGAAUUGCUGCCUACUUGGCUGUGAUGCAGUGCCCAUCUGAAGACGUCUUGAGUACAAUCCAAGGAACUCUCGAAUCUGAGAAAGCUAAUCAAGUUGGAGCCUUUGUCUGGUCUCAUCUUACCAACCUGAUGGAAACAUCCAGUCCACAGAAACAGACCAUCAGACGAAUCCUGGAGGACAAAACCCUCGGAAGGAAUUUCGACCUCUCAACACUCAAGUAUUCACGCAACUAUGAAGGCUCUCUAUUUCUGGAGAAGUUCAACACUGGUGCCAUGCUGGAGAGUAAUGUCAUCUUUUCAGAUAAAUCCUUCAUUCCUCGUUCUGCUAUGCUCAACAUGACAGUUGAUCUCUUUGGGAACUCUCUCAAUCUCUUUGAGCUGGGUGGACGCAUGGAAGGAGUGGAGUAUCUCAUUGAGAACUACCUUGGCCCAUACAGCUACUUUGGAGGAAAGGCAGCCAAGAAACCAAAGAGCAAUGUCAACCUUGAUCACCUCAGAGGAGACUUGUACAUGAGGAUCUUUGGCAAUGAAAUGUACUAUGAUCAUUUCAAAGGCGUAGAUCCAUUGGCAUCUAUCAAGAACUUCAACUUUCUUGACUUCCUCAUCAAGAUGUCCAAGAAACAAGACUACUCUUUCACUCAGAGUAUGAUGAUCCUGGACAGCAGCAUGAUCAUCCCCACCAGCUCCGGUCUUCCCCUCAAUCUCACCGUCAACGGAACAGCAACCAUCGACCUUCAGGCCUCUGGUCAAGUCGAUCUCCGAAAAAUGACAACUUCACCAAGCAGUCUCCUCAUUGAGGGACACAUCAAGCCAAGUGGAGCUAUCAAGAUUGUUGGCACGAUGAGCAUGGAUGCCUUCGUCACCAAAACAGGUCUUAGAGUUGUCAACACCUGGCAUUCCAGCACUGCCUUGAAAGGGCGUGUAGAACUCAGCCGAGGAAAGAUUCUUAGUGCAGACAUUGACUUUCCUCAACAGAAGAUGGAAAUCCUAGAUGUCAACACAGAGUUCUUCAGCAUUCAUGGUGAUCAGGAGAAGAAACAAGACUUGGUCUCAGGCAACAGAAAGAAGCUGGAACUGUGCACAGGUGCCAGACUUGCCACCAUUACCGGCCUUGAGCUCUGUAAUGAGUUCCAGUGGCCUAAUGCUUCUAUGGUGGAUAAUGCUCCAUACUUCCCCUUCACAGGGCCCUUCUCCCAAAGCCUAGUUCUUUACAAGAGGGACACACACACUGGCUACAAGCUCAUGGCUAAACAAUCAGUGAAUCAGUAUUCCUCUGUAGCUCAGAUAGCUGUGAACACACCUGGAUCCAGAACUGACCGAUCUUUGGCUUUCGACUUUCUUCUAAAUAAAAAAGAUAAAGACCUUGAAAUCAACCUAGCAUCCCCAUGGAAGAAGGCAGCAUUCAAAGGGUCCAUGGCAUAUGAAAGUAACAAGAUAGGCACAAGGGGCAAUCUGAUUGUCGAUGAAUCUUCAGAAUAUGGUAUCAUCAGUGAAGUGGGUAUCAAGAAAGUAAAGACAUUUGUUACCUACAUCCCCCGAGUGGAGAUCAGACGUCCUGGAGCCAAAGUCAUCCUACUCAGUGGCACAGUUGAGGCUGAAGCACUCAAGAGAGCCAGUGUUGAGUUAACCCUUGCUGGGGUAACACCAAAUGCAAUCAGCUUUAGAUCUGCCUUACUAAACUCUAAAAUUGAGAAGAGUGUGAUGGGUACCUUCAAUCUUGCUCCAAAGCAGGACUACGUUCUCGAGGCUGGUUUGGUGUACCAGAACAGUGGCAGGAAGAAGUCCAUCAUCAAGGUCAUCCCAACAUUGACGGUGAAGACCCCAAAAGUUGAGGUCGUCUCACUCUCUGGUUCAGGAGACUACAAAGAGGGCAAAUCACUCAAGGGCAGUCUGUCUCUAGAUGUCCACAAGGUCUUGACCAAACCAAUCACUCUCAAAUGUAACAUCAAGAAGACAGGUGGUACCAAAAGCAAGUACACUGGAAGUGUAACGGUGUCCUCCCAUUUUCUGGUCACCAAGGUUAGUGGCAACGUGCAGACCAAGAUGAACACAGUCAGCUCCUUUAUAACUCUCGACUACAACCUGCCUAAGAUCCGAAGUAUCAAGAAGGACAAGAUCACAUUCAGCUCUAAAUACACUGAUCGUAGCACCAAGUCCCUCUGGAACUACCAGCUCAACACAAACUUCGAAGACAAGAGAUUCCCUCAGGUGAACUUCUUCACAGAUAUGGACUUCUCUCACAACAAGAAACACACAGAAGCUGGUGCAGCUUUCAGAUAUGGACCCAAAUCCAAGGACUCCUCCCGCCAGAUCACAGGUUAUGCUCUAGUCAACCAUGACAUGGGCUCCAAAGCCAAAGUUGACUACACAAUGAAAACUACUCUGGGACCACUGGAUGUAAAAUUGAGCCUGAAAGGAAAGCACGCCCAAGACAGUCGCAAUCUGAAUUCCUCCAUGACAUUUGCCUAUGGCAAAGGAAAUACAAUUGAUGCUGCUCUCAAUCUUAGAAACAGUGGAAAAAGGACACUUUAUCUCUUGGGUGAAGCUAGCCUCUCCUAUCCAGGCAAAGAACUACGCCUGAAUACCGAUCUAAUCCAGUCAAAGAAAGACUACACACACUCCAUGACCUUCUACAUGGAUAAAGAAAAGUCUACCAUGGUAACAACCUACAAAAGACAGAAGGAUACAGCCCACCAGGUGAAAUCUAACAUCAACCUACAUAACAUCCAGCCAAUCCAACUCACUGCUUCCACUAACCUGGAUAACAAAGACCUCAAGGUUUCUGCUCAGGCUGAUUAUGCUGGCGAGGUUUACGGAAUCAACACAGGCUAUAAAUACUCCAAGACAUCAUCUGCCAAGUGGAGCAUGGACAUGACAUACCCCACAAGACAUGUCAUUCUUCAGGUCGAAGGGGGAAAGCGAGGUGUCACAUAUGAGGGCUCUGCUGAUGUUAAGUGGGAUGCUGAUAAGGACAUUUCCAGGAGAUUCCUCCUCACAGGAAAACUCAACCUCAAGUCACUUGGCAAUUUCGCUUCCACUGUUGCAAUGAAAUACCCAACCAGAGAUGUGGAGUUCAAUAUCAAACAUGCUAGUGGUGAACAGUAUACAACCCGUGCUGAUUUCUCUUGGGACACUGACAAGAAGGUCAAAGUAGACACAUCUUUCAAAAGGGUCCCAAGACGAAAUGGGCAGUCACUUGAUGGCUCUGUGAGAGUGAAGACACCAUUUGAAGGAUUUGAGGAACUAAUGGCCCAGGCCAGCAGUGACAACGAUGACAAAAAAUAUGGCUCUACCAUGCAAUUCUCCUGGGGUGGAAAGAAGAAUCAGAUCUCUUCUGCUGUCAGCAUGAAGAAACCCUUCUCUGUAAGAAACAUAGACCUCACUAUCACAGGAACAUCCCCUUUCAAGGGAUACAGAAGGUUCAGCACCGAAGUAGCUCACAGAAUGACAACUUCACUCACCACUAUCAUGAAGGGAAGCUUAGAGGGAAAGAAUGCCAAGCUCAUUAUGACUGGAGAGAACCGAUGCACUGACCAGAAAAGGGACAUUGAGGGUACUGUGACUUUUAAGUCCAACUUCAAGGGAAUGCGAGCUGUUAAUCUCCGUCUUUCUCACAAUGAUGAUUUAAGAAAGUUUGUGAGUGACAUUGCACUGGAUGUCAAUGGUGAUCAAUACAUCUAUGACUUGGAUAUGAACCACGCAAGAUCUGGAUGGCAGUUCCAAAACACUGGCAAGCUCACACUCUCUUCUCCAAGCUACCAAUUCACCAACAACUGGCAACACAGAAAUACUCACAAUGAUGUGAAGAGUACAAUGACAACAGAAUGGGGCAGAGACAAACGUAUAUUUGUCAACAUAUUUGGAAACCAUGCUUCAGCCACCAGAACAAAGGCCUUAGGAGGAGUGACAAUUGAAACACCAUGGGAACCAAUCCGCAAUAUUGACAUCAACCUUGACCAUGAACAUGGAAGAGGUUUUAUCCGACACUCGUCUAACAUGAAGCAGGGAGAGAAUAUGAUUGGAUCAGCGGGUAUCAACUACAUUAGAUCCAAUGGGCAAACAGAGUCUGAUUUUACACUGGCAUCACCCAUGACCAACCUUAAAGGGAAGAUAAAUGCUCGCUAUGUAACUUAUCCACUCUCGGGUCAUGCUGAAUUAGAAUGGUCUCCAUAUAACAAAUUAUCGCUCGAUGGUUCCUUUGCUGCUCCAUCUACCCAGGAUAUUGAAACAAGUCUGAGGAUGACAAGUCCUUUUGAAAACUUCAGAGAUAUUGUCGUGAAGGCAUCCCACAAGAAGGAAGGCUCUGAUUUGAUAUCCAGAGGAAGCUUCAGCUAUGACAUAAGAAAGUCCUUUGAGUUUGAAGCACACAUCACACCUGAUAGUCUCAACAAUUACCGGGCAACACUGAAGACUCCAUUUGAUGACUACAAAUCUUUGGAAGCAGGACUUUCAUUCAAUGGUGACCAUAGAAACUUCAUGAGCAAAGCUAACUUUGCUAUCACCCCAGUCCUGGGCAACUUUGCUGGAGUCUUAAACUGGAACCUAGAUGAUAUGAAUGGAAAAAUGAGGAUAGAUACUCCCUUCCACGAGUAUCAGUACUUGCAGGUGUUUGCCAGCAGUGAGAAUACAAGCAAGGGAAGACGUUCACACAUUGAAACUGAAUACUACCCAAGGAAAACUAUUAGCCUCGAUGCUGUCUAUGCCAUUGGAACCCCCAUUAUUAUUGACGUCACCAUCAAGACUCCAUUUGAAAGAAUGGAACACAUGAGUGCAUCCCUGAAGCAUGCACUGAGAAGACGUUCAUUACAAACACAUGCUGAUCUUUCGUUUGCUUCAGACAACAACCUGGCUGGUGAUCUGAAACUGAACUGGGCAAAGGGAUAUGAUGGCAGUCUGGUUAUCACCACACCUUUCUCUGGUUAUGAAAUGAACAAGCUAUCGUUAAGACAUGAGGGCAACUGGGAUGACGUGAAGAGCCAUGGAGAAAUAGAAAUGGCAAAGAAAACUGGGGAAGUGGACCUAGAUUUUCAUAAUGGUUUUAGAUCAACUGGGGUGUUCACACUGAAGACACCAUUCAGUGGCAUGACAGAAACUAAAGUUUCAUUCAACAAGCGUGGCUCUUUGGAUAACAUACGAGGAGGUAUAAUUAUCACCUAUGGACAAGAUCAAACCAUUGACAUCUCUGGCCAGAACAGAUUUUCCAACGGACGCCUGGACACAACACUUCUUCUCAAAUCCCCCUUUUCUGAUAACAUCAAGUUUGUCAUUGAUCAUGAUGGUCAAUUAAGAAGUUUCUCCACUAAGGUAUCUGGAGCAGUUGGUUCACGGCACUCCUUCAACUCAGAGUCAGCAUUCACUUUCAGAUAUCCAUUGAUAGAUCUAUCUACCAACUUUGGCUACACAAAAGAUUGGAGGGGCAGAAACAUUGGACUCAAGCUUCACAAAGAAGGUUACAUUAGUGACAUGAACGCCAAAGCCAGUGGAAUUCUGGACAAUGAACAAGUUGAUAUUUCCCUUAUGCUAAAGACAGAUGGCAAAAUUGAAGGAUCUCUUACCAUGCAAACACCAUUUGACGACUACAAAGAUGUUGGACUUUCUCUUCAACAUUCUGGUAACAUGCAGAGGUUUUCAAGUCAAGGCACUAUCAGGUACAUGGAUGGCAAGUCUCUGGAAGGCACACUUACUUUGUGGCAAUCUGGACUGGCUCAUAUUGAUACCAAAGCAGAAAUCAAGACUCCCUUCCUUGGAUAUGAAUCUUCACUUCUCAAAUACCGCCAUUCUAUCGAUGACACCCAAAUGACAUCAAAUGCUCUCAUUCUCUAUGGACGUGGACAACGAAUUACAUCUGAUCUCAGUAUCGAAACAUCACCUAAGAUCAGUUUUGAUCUUACCAUUCAAACACCCUUCAACAGAUUCCAAAACAAUAAACUUGUGUUUAGUCAUUCCGGACCACUUAUCAGCUGCACAAGUCAUGCACAAAUGGAAAUCCUGGAGAAAUCAAUCUCUGCUGAUUCAUCAUUUGAUCACGGAACUACUACCGUGGCUAGUCUCUCCAUCAUCUCUAAUAUCGAGGGUAUGGAAAUGGUCAAAGCAUCUUUCAACAAGGAGGGAAGCAGCGACAACUUUAGAGGUACUGCCUCAGCCUCCCUUAAGGAUUCCACCAUUGAAGCCGAUAUCACAGGUAAAAUUGCUCAAGACAUCAGAGGAACCUUUUCUCUUAGAACACCUUUCAGAGACUUUAGAGACACAGCCAUUGUCAUUGAACACACAGGCAACUGGAAUGACUUUAAUAGCGAAGGACUGCUCCGUUACAUGGAUGGCAAAACAAUUGAGGGCAAAGUUAAGUUCUCCCAUAAUGGAUACAGGCAGAUGAAAACAAGUGCCGAGCUGAAGACACCCUUCACUGCAUUUGAAAUGAUGACAGUUGAAUAUGGACAUGAUUCCAGGAGCAAUUACUUUAAAUCUAACUCAGCAGUCACCUAUGGCAACGGACAGAGAAUUACAUCUGACAUCUCUGCAGAUACAUCCAGAGAUAUCAAUGUAAAUGUUGUGCUCAAAACUCCUUUCAGGAACUUUGAACUUAGCAGAGCAAUGUUUACUUCUACUGGUCCUCUCAGAAAUCUGAAAAGCAAUGCAGAACUUGAGUUUGCCAAGACCAGACUUACUGCACAGACCAACUUUGCAAACAUGGAAUCAACAAAAGGCAACCUCAUUAUCACAACAAACAUUCCUUGUUAUGAAAGCAUGAAGGGUUCCAUUGGUGUGGAGGGUGAUCUCACUGACCUGAAAAGCACAGCCCUUCUUAACAUUAAGGAUUCUACACUAGAGGUAGAUCUUAGUGCCAGUUUAAAGAACAGCAUCAUGGCAUCUUUGACGAUCAGGAGUCCUUUCCAGAACUUCAGAAAUGUUGGAGGGUUUAUCCAGCACUCAGGAUCCCUAUCCCGCUUCAAUACUGAAGGAAAUCUUCGCUACAUGGAUGGAAAGGUUGUUGAAGGCAAGGUCGUCUUCUUAACAUCUGGACUGACACACAUUCAAGCCAGCACUGAGAUAAAAACACCUUUCCAAGGAUAUGAAAGCCAAUCUGGGGAAUACAAACAUUCAGUAAAGAAUGGCCGUCUUAGCUCCAACAUGGAUGUUACCUAUGGUCAAGAUCAAAAAGUACUUAUGACUGUAAAUGGCAUGAUGUCACCAGCAAUUGACAUAAGCGCUACACUCAAAACUCCUUUCACAAACUUUGACAACAGCAGAAUCAUCUUCACUCAUGAGGGAUCCAUUGGCAACUGCAAGAGUCAUCUGGAAGUACAAGCCAUUGGAAAGUCAUUCACUGCAGAGUCUGAUGUCCAGACUGGAAGUUCUAUGAGAGGUAACCUGAAUAUUGUCAGCAACAUUCAAGGCCUGGAAAGCAUGAGGGUAUCUUACAGUAAAGAAGGGGAUAUCAAUAAUCUCAAAGCUAAAGGAUCCAUUGGAAUCAGAGAUGAAACAUUAGAAGCAUCUGUCAACAACGUCUUUAGUUCAAGACGACUCUUGACUGACUUAUCCAUCAGAAACCCAUACACAGAAGAUAUUGAUGUGCAUCUAGAUUUCAACGGGAGACCAACCAACUUCAAAAAUCAGAUGUCUGCCAGCAUAGGCACUGGUGGUUCCAUCUCAACUGACUCAUCCUUCCGGGUUAGAAAUGGUGAUAUUGACAUCAGCUCAGGAUUUACCUUCAAUCUGGCAGGACUUGGGCAGACAGGAAACAUCAAAUUCCACAAAGAAGGGGAGCUGAGGAAUAUGAAGAUGAGUAUCAAUGGUGACUACAACCAGAGGAAAGCAAGUAUGAAGGCCGAAUUCAGAGCAAUGGAUGAUGUUCAUGGUGAGGUCAAAAUCUUAACACCAUUCAGACCAUACAGAAACAUUGGCUUCUCUUUUGAUCACUCUGGUACAUGGAAUCGUUUUACUUCUCAAAGUAUGGUCAAAUUCAUGGACAGGAGACAGAUCACCGCGAAAAUCAACCAUUUCAACCAUGAGCUUGAUCGUCUAGAAAGUAGCUUAGAAAUCAAUACACCUUUCCAAGGCUAUGAAUUCACCAAGGCUGAGAUCGAUCACACUGCAACAACUAAUGGAAUCAACUGUAAUGCUGCUGUACAGUAUGCACAAGGGCAGAAACUUACAGGAGAACUCCAUGCAACAACCUCACCAAAGUAUGACGUGGAAGUCAAACUGACUACACCGUUUAGAAAAUAUGAGGUUCUCUCUGCAUCCACAUCAUUUGAGUAUGGUAUUGAAAGAUACAAUCUAGAGAGCAAACUGAAUGCUGGAAACGGCAAUCGCUUUGGUCUUGAGUCAACUAUUGACAUGUCUACCACGCCCUACACUGCUGUUGCACGAAUCUCAACACCAUUUGAAAACUUGGAUUCUGCUGAGAUCUCUUUAACACAUGCUGGUGAACUGAGGAAGUUUAGGUCCACAGGCACCAUACAAACUCCAAUGACUGGUAUUCUCACAGGUGAAGCAUCUCUCGGCUACUCAUCUCCAUUAGAAAUGGAAGGUUUAAUAUCUCUUUCCAAUGAUAUCAAACUGGCUCUUCACAACACCAUCAGAAACAAGAAAUACCAAUCUCACAUUGAGGCGUCAUGGAGCCCCAGGGACCAAAUAGCUUUUGAUGGAUCCUACCAAUUCCUUGAAAUAUACAAUGAGAAACAACUGACAACAGAUUUCACCCUUGUUACGCCAUUUGAAACUGCAAAGGUGACUGCUCUUAGGUUUGAACAUCAUCAAGGAUCAGACAAAUAUACAGAGAAGCUGGAAGCCGAUUACAAUGGUGACACUGUUCUGGAUAUGGACAUGGAGAUCUCCCGAGGCUCAAGGGAGCAGGGAACAUUCACAAUGAGGACACCAAGACCAAUGCAGCUGACUCUUUCAGGGGAAAUAGCUGAUAAGAACAUCGAUGGAGAGAUGUUUGUCAACUGGGACAGAGAUGAACCCGAGAGCAACAUCCGAAUCCAGACCACACUGACAGAUAGGAGCAGACAGUCUCUUUUGAACAAAGACCUGACACUAAAGUUUAUCCAUCCAUCCCGCACUGUUGGUAUCAUUGGAAAUGUCCUCACUUCACAGCUCCAGACAAAGAGUCGUGGAGAAUUCAUCUGGAAUGAAGAUGCAGGUCACAAACUAUUCUAUGAUGUGGAUGUAAAGGAUCGUAGCCGUCGCUACAGCAAGAUGUUUGAUGGCUCCUUCAAAGUGGGAUCCCCUCUGAGAAGUCUCCAAAUGGAUGGGUCUUACAGUCAGACAGGUGCAAGCCAAACUGUGGAUGGAGCCUUCUCCUGGGAUGCAGACAGAGAUGACACAAAGAAGAUUGGCAUGAAAGCAGUCCUCACACCUGGUGACAAAAACAAGCAGGCAGACCUCUCUCUCAGACUUCCUUCUAUUGGCAAGAACAUCCAGAUCGACACAGAAAUGCUGCUGAAUGAUGGCAGGACUGUCUUCAAUGGAAAAACACAAGUGUCCUACUCCAGUGACUCCCGAAAAACCCUCACCCUUACAUCUCGAAUGGAUGACAUUUCCUAUGGCUAUGGUAACACCAACUACAGCUUUGUGGUUGGCAUUAGCCACCCAUAUACAGAUGUGGACGUCAAACUAACAUCCCAUAUUGGUAGCUCCAGUGAGAAAGUAUCUGCUGGAACUGGAAUGACCUACCUGACAGCCAGGAGGGAAAGAAAGAACUUUGCCCUCAGAGGAGAGAUCAACAAACUAAGAAAGCAGAUACAACUGCAGAUGGAGACCCCAAUCAAGAACAUGGAACUUUCUGGUGAGAUGGAGGAGACCCCUUUCAAGCUGAAGAUCAGGAAUAUGUAUGGGGAAAAGAUUGUCCAAGCCCACCUUACUGUUGAUGCUGAAAGGAGAAUGGUGGACUUCCAAACUAACUACGAUCUGGACAACCCUGGAAAAACACUGAACAUGAAUGCCAGAUAUGUCAACUCAAGUGCCAUGCAGGCUGAGGUUUAUCAUCAGGAGAAUUCCCGUCGAGUGUCUGAUAGUCUAGUUGCACUCAGACUCAACACAUCCCGUCUGCUCCAUACCAGGAUAUCCUGGAGGCCACAAAUGAUCGCCGAUGUUCAGGAAUACUUGACCAAGAAGGUGGAGACAUAUGGGCAAAAUACAAAGACCGCUUUCCACUCUGUGUACGAGUCUGUGGGACAGGAGUUGUCAGGCAAGUACCACCGGAUUGCACAAGCCACCAAGGAGGAACUGUCUCCUUACCUAACCAUGUUGGAAUCAGAAAUGGCUACCAUAGAGAAACAGCUGGACUCUAUCAGGAGGGAUGUCAAGCGCAUGUACGACCGUAAUGACUUCUACAUGGCAGCCAUGGGAGAUCACUUCAACCAGGCAUUCCAAGCCUACAAGGAUCUUGUGACUUCGACAAAGGAAGUGUUUGCUUCCACUAAUCAGAAACUAGCUGAAUAUAUGGAGGAGAUGACAAACGUCCCCAUUGGACAGAAAUAUCAGGCUAUCGUUGCUGAAACACUCGUCAACUUUAAGCGUGGUGUGGACGAGCUUGUCAUAAACACUGUUGAAAUGAUAUCGGGGCUUGAUGAACAGCUGCAGAGUUUGAGGAACACUUAUCAUCAUCAUUACAAUAACCUGCGGACUUCUAUUACAGACCUGAAGAACCAUCCUCGAUUGGCGACCAUCAGGCUUCAGUUUGCUGACAACUACCAGAAAUACCUCAACACCAUCACCAACAAAGUACAGGAUCUUAACAUCCCUAGCAGAUACAACACAAUUGUAGAACACACACAGAAGAUGCUGACCUCCCGCCUGGGAGACAUCAUGAAGAGGGACGACCUCCAGCAUCUGCUUUCUCUUACUAAUGAUGCUUACCAAGAGGGUGUGUGGGCAUUUAACUACUGGCAAGUAGAGGAAAACCUCAAGCAGCACCUGCAGAGCAUCUAUGACAUCCUCAAGGAGAUGGUUGAGGAGGAGGUUCAGAAGUACAGGGAACAAUUGGUGUUUCUGGAAAAGUCCAAGGUCACAGUUUGGGAUCCUCAACAUGGUGAAAUUCAGAUAGAAUUAUACUUGCCCAUCCCAGUUCAAUCUCUGGACACACUUCCAGAAAUCCAGACGUAUGUUCAAAAGGCAAAGACUGCAAUCAGCACCUACAUCCCAGACAGGGCAACAUACCAGAGAUACAUUCCAAAGUCAUUGUGGCAGACACCUAAUGCUACAACCAGAAUGAAUGGUGAAAUAAAAACCUUGCCAAACGCUUCUCAGAGACGUCCCUUGAGAAGGUACAACGCCAUCCGUCUCUAGGACUACGACGUUCCAACGCCAACUUACCCCCUCACGGAAAAAUGAUCUAGGCAUAUUUAUUGACUAUUUAUAAUACCUAACGUUUUGUGUAAAGUGAAUGUUACUUGUAAACUAUACUGAACAGUUGAUACCAACAGAAUAUCUGGUUGUCAUACCAAUCUUCAGAAUGACAAUAAUAAAAACAUAUUAUAUUUGCUGGUUUAUAAACAAUUCCUUAACGUGGAAUGUGCUAUUAGUCCAUUGUUCAGUAAAGGUUACAGUUAGUGUGACAUAGCAGCAUGUAUUAAUUCCCUUCCAAGUCCUAAAAUAAAUAUUUGCAUUCAAA